Molecule: messenger RNA, 3506 nt
Organism: Tachysurus vachellii
Lineage: Eukaryota; Metazoa; Chordata; Actinopteri; Siluriformes; Bagridae
Gene: gabrb3
Product: gamma-aminobutyric acid type A receptor subunit beta3
Exons: 10
Coding region: 523-2031 (502 amino acids)
Biological process (GO): regulation of membrane potential; nervous system process; chemical synaptic transmission
Cellular component (GO): GABA-A receptor complex; synapse; neuron projection
Molecular function (GO): GABA-A receptor activity; neurotransmitter receptor activity; extracellular ligand-gated monoatomic ion channel activity
Source: RefSeq, a predicted model, not a curated record
CGAGCAGCAUCCAAACCCGACGCGAAACAAUUUCUAACAGCCAAAAGCCUGGAUUUUAAUUAUAGUAUAUUUUUCUCCAUGAAGCUUCGUGAAGAGCUCGUCUGAUCUGAUCUGAUGUGUGGUGUGAUGUGUGGUGUGAUGUGAGGUGUGAACUGAACUCAUCCAUCUGCGCGCAUUUUCUCCACAAGUUGUUUCUCAACGUGCCAUACGUCAAGAAAGAGAAGGAUGGAGAUGGAGAUCUGGCUGGACCCCAAACACCGAUAGCGUCGGAGGAGAUUUUAAAUAAUAAUAAUAAUAAUAAUAAUAAUAAUAAUAAUAAUAAUAAUAAUAAUAAUGCGUAAAAAAUGCGUAAGAGUUUUUUCCGCGCGCGCAUCCAAAUAACGCAACGUACAGAAGCCGGAACUUUCCUCAUCCCCCUGAAAGCACAUUGCUGUCCACAAAGGCGACUUCUGCAGCUUCAGCAGCAUCUGAUGGAGCACGGAGACCUGUAGAACACCGAGACUCGGCUCCGAGAGCAUAGGGAUGUUUGGGAUGUUUGUGAUCGGGAAGAGAAAGCUGUUCGGGAUCAUUUCCGUGCCGCUCCUGGUGGCACUGAUGUGCUGCGCUCAGAGCGCCAAUGAACCAGGAAACAUGUCUUUCGUGAAAGAAACAGUAGACAAGCUGCUGAAGGGAUAUGACAUCCGUCUCCGCCCUGACUUUGGAGGUGCACCGGUGUCAGUCGGGAUGACCAUCGACGUGGCGAGCAUAGACAUGGUGUCUGAAGUCAACAUGGACUUCACGCUGACCAUGUAUUUCCAGCAGUACUGGAGGGAUAAGCGCUUAGCGUACUCUGGGAUUCCUCUAAACCUGACUCUGGAUAACAGAGUGGCUGAUCAGCUCUGGGUUCCUGACACCUACUUCCUGAACGAUAAGAAGUCCUUCGUCCACGGCGUGACAGUGAAGAACCGCAUGAUCCGCCUUCACCCGGACGGAACCGUCCUGUACGGUCUGAGAAUCACCACAACUGCUGCUUGUAUGAUGGACCUGAGGAGAUACCCACUGGACGAACAGAACUGUACCCUGGAGAUAGAGAGCUAUGGUUACACGACUGACGAUAUCCAGUUCUACUGGAAAGGAGGAGACAACGCAGUAUCUGGUGUGUCCCAAAUCGAGCUUCCUCAGUUCUCCAUCGUGGAUUACAAGCUGGUGUCGCGGAACGUUGUCUUCUCCACAGGAGCUUAUCCACGCCUGUCACUCAGUUUCAAGCUGAAGAGGAACAUUGGAUAUUUCAUCCUGCAGACCUACAUGCCCUCUAUCCUGAUCACCAUCCUGUCCUGGGUCUCAUUCUGGAUUAACUAUGAUGCUUCAGCAGCACGAGUGGCUUUAGGUAUCACGACUGUUCUCACCAUGACCACCAUCAACACCCACCUUCGAGAAACGCUGCCAAAGAUCCCGUACGUCAAAGCCAUAGACAUGUACCUGAUGGGCUGCUUCGUCUUCGUCUUCUUAGCCCUGCUGGAAUACGCCUUCGUCAAUUAUAUCUUCUUCGGACGAGGCCCUCAGAUGCAGAAGAAAAUGGCAGAGAAGGCAGAGAAAGCCAACAACGACCGCAUCAAAUACGACGGAAACAAGUCUGUUCAGGAGGGAGGGAACUGCAAGGUGUCUGGAGUUAAACAGUCUAAUCAGGUACAAGGCCACCAUCACUCACGAGGGGUGGACUCUCAGGGGAACAUCCUGCUGACCACGCUGGAGAUCCAUAACGAGGUGGCCGGGAACGAGAUCACCACCAGCGUCAGCGAUGCACGAAACUCCAGCUCUGUGAUGUUGGAUAACUCAGGGAUCCAGUACAGGAAGGCGAGCGCGCCGCGGCGGCACAGUGUGGAGAGGAGCGCGCACCCGAAAAAGGCUCGACUGCGCAGACGCUCCUCGCAGCUGAAAAUCAAAAUCCCAGAUCUUACGGACGUCAACGCCAUCGAUCGAUGGUCACGGAUAAUUUUCCCCGCCGUCUUUUCCCUUUUUAAUCUCAUCUAUUGGCUUUACUACGUGAAUUAAGCCACGUGGCUGCGCGUCCUUCAGCCUCUUUACACUUUUUUUCCAUUUUACACUUAAAAGAACUUUUUUUUUCCAAGGAUGUGAUUUUUCAAGGAUUUUUUCUACAUGCGAUCGUUUCCAUUUCUCUGCAGCAGAGGAGGUGCUCGCCAACAGACAGCACCGUAUUAAAUAAACAAAACAGUGUCGUAAAUAAUUUACACGAACACACGAUUUUAUAAACACCGAAAAUCCGAAGCCAUGAGACUUCCGCAUGACGUCAUAACCACGCCCUUUUCUAUCGGCUCCAAUCGACCCACGUCCGUAAAAACAUCGAAGCGAGAGGAGAAAACACAAAGGGUUCAAUUUGUAAAAUAAAAAUAAGAAAAUAUGUUUCAAAUAUUCUAACAAAUAUAAGAAAACGAGCUCUGUAUUAAACCCAAAGGUGAAAUGCAAUAUGAUGUGGAUUUAUGGGGUUUUUCCAUCAGCAGUUGUGUUGACUUUGGAUUAAUAUUUCAAAUAUUGUCAUUACGAAUGAAUGAUUUUGUGCUGUAGUAUAUCCACAGUGUGUUAUUUUACAUUAUGUUAUGUUCACGCAUUUGGAAGACGAUUUUUCACACCGUGUAAAUUCUUCAGUAUAUAUUUCACUUUCUUAAUUAUUCAAGUGCAUAAAUGAAUAAAUAAUAAAAGAAAGAAAUAAUUGGGGAAUGUUUCGAUCAGGGCCCGUAUAUGCAUCAUCGCUAUUAUUUGUUCUAUAGCCGACAUCAUUUCUUCUUAUUAGUACAUAACUAACACUUAGCAUGUGUGUUUUUUAAGUACGACACCUUUUUAAAUCAGUGUUUAAGUCUAAUAACAAGAACGUAGGCCUUAUGUAAAACUCAGAGCUGUCUUCGAAUCCUCCUCCGUUAGUUUACCAUUGAGCUAAAUUCUAAACUAAAAGUUAGCUUUUUUUUGUGUGUGUGUGUGUGUGUGUGUGUGUGGGUGUGGUUUAGACAGCGCCAUGUAUAAAUGGAUCUUAAUAAGCUAAAUUGUCUCAGGGUGUUCAUCCCAGAUUCUCAUCACCCAUAAUGAAUAUUUCUGAUAUAUCAGUAUUCUCUGUGCUGUGAUUAAUUUGUAUUAUAUCCUCAUGUAUACUGAAGAACAAUGGCAUGUUAUUGUUUAUAUCUACAGAACUAUGUUGAUUGUACUCCAUCUUGCUUUUAGACGACCUCGCUUCAGGGACCGACGACCUUCGCUGUCUGACGAAUCAUGUCAUUUAUUCAGUACAUUACAUUUAUCACGUUGGCAUUAACAGGCGUAACGCUGUGGCACUUCUGCGCUUACGUUCUCUCACUAGUGGACUAUUUUUCCUUUAAGCUUUUCUUUUCUUUCUAUUAGAUGGUGUAAAUAUGUGACAAAUGAUCCACUUUCACUUUUUAUUUUAAUUGAUUUGAGGUUCAACCCUGUUUUCUGUUUUUCUGCAAAUCACCACAUCUCUAUGAACAAUAUGUGUAGAUCUG